Molecule: messenger RNA, 1500 nt
Organism: Eufriesea mexicana
Lineage: Eukaryota; Metazoa; Arthropoda; Insecta; Hymenoptera; Apidae
Gene: Polr3C
Product: RNA polymerase III subunit C
Exons: 8
Coding region: 1-1500 (499 amino acids)
Biological process (GO): DNA-templated transcription
Cellular component (GO): RNA polymerase III complex
Molecular function (GO): single-stranded DNA binding
Source: RefSeq, a predicted model, not a curated record
AUGUCAUUAAUGUGUAGAAAAUUAUGCUCUUCUAUUUUAUGUGAGCAUUUUGGAAAUAUUGUGCAACGUGUGGGAGAAGAUUUAUUUAUGCAUGGUGCCAAGCCAUUGGGUUUGAUUCGUUUUACAACAAAACUUCCUGUAGCCAAGAUUAAAGAAGCAUUAUGCGUUUUAAUAAAAUAUGGUUUUGUUACGUAUCAGGAAGCAGAAAAAAAAAUGGAAUAUUCAUUAGAUUAUAAGAAAGUUUUAAUUAUUCUUCGUUAUCCAAGGUAUAUGUUCUUUGUAAAAACAGUUUGUGGAGAUGAAUGUGAAAUGAUGUUAGAAGAAGUACUAAAGCAUGGAUGUAUGACAGCUUCUGAAGUAAUAGUGAAAGUGUAUAAGAGAAUUGAACAGUCAUCUUCUGAAGAACAACCAACAGUUUCAGUUUUAAAAGAGAAAUUUGAACUUCUCGUUAAGAAUCAAUUUUUAAUGCGUAGUUUACCUUCAGAUUCAAUUGAAGAGAAAACAAACGAAAAACCUGAUUUUAGAUUACCAGAUUUGAAUUUAGCUGCUAUUACUAAAAAAAUAGAAGGAAAUAAUAGUGAUCCUGGAGAUAUCAAAAUUUAUUGGAAAGUUAAUUUUGAUCGUUUUACUCAGGAUUUAAGGGAUCAAAUUAUUGUAUCAGCUAUGAACAGAAGACUUGACGAAAAUGCUGGAGAAUUGAUAAGGCAGUUAUUAUUCCUUAUGUUUUUACGGACAGCAUCAUGGGCAGACACAUCCAAUCCAAUACCUCUUACAGAAAUAAAAGAUGCAGUUAGAAAAACAAAUUUUCCAUUACUUACACAACACCUUGAUCAAUAUUUACGUCUCAUUGAGGAAGAUACUAGUCAAUUCUUAAAACGUGUCGGCGAUUCAGGAGGUGGUCAAUACAGCGUUAAUAUGAAAGAAGCAUUUAAUCAAUUAGCAUGGGCAACUUUAGAAAAUAUCGUAAUGGAACGGUUUGGUUCGAAAGCAGCUAGAAUCUUUAGGUUAGUACGUGAGAGAAAGUACAUUGAACAGGAACAAAUUCAGCAAUUAGCAAUGAUUCCAGCAAAAGAAGCUAAACACUUGACAUAUACUCUAUUACAAGAAAACUAUUUACAAAUGCAGGAAAUAAAAAAGACUGGAGUAUCAGCUACACCGAUAAAAACAUUUUUCUUAUUUCAUAUUGAUUUAAAUUUUGUCGUACGUAUGGAGAUUGAACACUGUUAUCAUGCACUGUACAAUACUAUGCAAAGACGAGAAUAUGAAAUAAGCAGUAAUAAGCGAAUGAUCGAUAAACAAUUGCGAAUGCAAACUCUUACGAGUAAUUUAAAAGAACAUGGUGCUACCGAAGAGCAAUUAGCAGAGAUUGCAGAAUUAAUGACACCAUCUGAGAAACAGCAAUUGGAGAAAGUUCAAAAUACAAUAAAGAAAUUAGGUAUUACUGAAUUGCAGAUCGACGAAACUCUAUUCCUACUGUCAAUGUAUUUGCAUUAUCAUUAA